Molecule: messenger RNA, 1581 nt
Organism: Microthlaspi erraticum
Lineage: Eukaryota; Viridiplantae; Streptophyta; Magnoliopsida; Brassicales; Brassicaceae
Source: the annotation of a GenBank genome assembly
AUGGAAGAACACCACGAUGUUUCUGGAGGGGUUUCAUCGAUUCCCAGAUCCGAUUUAAAGAUCGGAGGCGCUGAAUUGGAUGAAAGACAUGAAUUGAGUAAAAUUCAACCGGUUACCCCAAUUCUAAAUUCAGGUAACAGUGGUCAUGCUUCUAAGGCCAAUGAAAUGUCUCAAGUUGGUAAAGUUAAAGAAGGAAAGAGUAACCAGACUGAAUUGCUGGGUCAAGAGGUCAAUCCUUUAUCCAGUAAGCUUCAUCUCAACAUAGAUGUUGAUUGUGAGAAGCGAAGUUUGGUGAAGAGAAGUGGACUAGAGCUUCAGGACCAUGCUGUUUCCAGCUGCGUGAAUGAUGAGUUAUCAUCGGUUUGUUCCUCCAGGAGACACGAUAAAUCAAGUUCGACUGAUGUUUACUCCGAGUGUGGGAGUUCCAAUGUACCUGUUGAGGAAAAAGAUCAGGGGAUGAAGCGGUGGGAAGCAAUGAAACAGAACGGGUUUCUUUCUAAUCCACACGGUGGGAUUUCAGUAACAUCAAGCAGCUGCGUCGUCUCAUCUUCUCAUGGAGGAAUACCUGUGCCAAGGAAACGUGGUCGCAAAAUCAAGAACAACAAUAAUGACGCUGCAAUGGUGAAGAAGAGAAAGAUAGAGAUUGCAAGGAAGGAAGAAGUUGACAGGUUUGCUAGGCUAGCUGCUCCUAGUGGACUGCUCAAUGAACUGAACCCUGGGAUUAUAAACCACGUGAGAAACAAGAAGCAAGUACUGUCCAUUAUUGAAAGCAUUGUCAAGUCUGAAAGAGAUUCUGGAAACUUCUAUCACCACUCGAUGAGGCAUAGUAAUACUACAGCUGGGACUUCCAGGAAGCACUUGGAAGAUGUGAACACUGAUGGCUUCAAGUAUGCCAUGCCAGAAGAUAGCUACUCUAUGCGAUACUACGAGGAGAAGUACGCAGAUGGUGAGCUCAGUGAAGAAAACAAUACAUUUGGGUCGAGGUUGCAGGGAGCAAGUAAAUUCUCGGAGAAUGCCAGUUCCUUGUCGAGCGAGGACACGGCAGAUCUUAACUGUGCUAGUGUUCUCACUGUAAAAGCGGCUACAGUAGCUUCUCAAUGGUUAGAAUUGCUUCAUCAGGACAUCAAAGGACGUGUUUCUGCUCUUCGGCGUAGCAAGAAGAGGGUUCGAGCAGUUGUUAUGACAGAGCUACCUUUAAUAAUAAGGAAAGAAUUCCCAACUGAUCAAGAGAAUGACCCAAAUUUACUCCUCCAUGGGGCUUCCAGGGCUUCAACAGUCGAUAUCCACAAGGCCAGAUGGAUGGCUCUGUUUAGCCAACUCGAACAAACGCUAUCAGAAGAAGAGAAACAAUUGGAAAGCUGGUUAAACCAAGUGAGAGAACUGCAAAUACAUUGUGAAAGUGGUCUGCAGCAUUUGAGCUUGACUUCUGGUCAGAAUUUCUUACAGUUAGGAAUGCCAAUGCACUCUAGAGCUGCGGAUGCGUUGGUCUCAGAUAAGGAUUUGGUGGUUAGAGCAGCCGCAGCCUCCAUAUACUCGACCUGCAAUUUUCUAGCAUCAAAGGAGAACAUAACAUGUACCUGA